Molecule: messenger RNA, 2427 nt
Organism: Macrosiphum euphorbiae (potato aphid)
Lineage: Eukaryota; Metazoa; Arthropoda; Insecta; Hemiptera; Aphididae
Source: the annotation of a GenBank genome assembly
AUGUCUGACCAUUUUACUGCUGAAGAUUAUGUCCGUGAUUUAAAAGCCGAACUCCUAGGAUAUACUCUUAGAGUCCGAUACCUUAAGCCUGAUGCCAUUCCAUCUCUUAAUUUACCAGUAGAUCAUACCCAAACUGAUGAAGUUUCUACGUCAACAUUAAACCGUAGAAAUAGAAUGGAAUUAAGAUUAAAAAAACAAGUUCAUAAUGAGGUUGUUGCUUUAGAUGUCGGUUCUGAUGUACAGUCAUCAUCAAAUAUUUCAACAACUGAUUUUGAAAAUGAGCCAACUCAGUCCAUCGAUUAUAAAUAUUUGUAUGAUGUACUACUACAAGAACAUAAAAAUGUAAAAAAAGAACUGUUUUUGCUUAAAGAAGCUGAUGUAAACAAUAGAAAUAUAAACGAAAAUCUUAGGUUUCAAAUAAAAAAUUUGGAGAAAAAUUUGAACGCUGUAAAUUUACAGUUAAAAAAAACAGAAAAGCAAAUAAAGUCUCUUUCUCAAUAUAAAACACGAACAAUUGAAACACAGGCCAAAAAGUUACUGUCAUCGGUGUUUACUAAAAAUCAGUUGGACUUAAUAAUGAAAAAAAAAAAACGGGUUAAUUGGUCUAGAGAAGAAAUAUCAAAAGCAUUUACCCUCAGGUAUUUUAUUAAACGUUCAUAUGUUUACAUCAAGAAUGAGCUGAAUUAUCCUUUGCCUGGGUUAUCGUCACUUCAGCGGUGGGCAAAGAGUAUUGAUAUGAGGAAUGGUGUACUUGAAGAUGUGCUCAAAAUAAUGAAACUUAAUGGCGACGACAUGCAGUGCUAUGAAAAGUGUACGGUCUUAAUGUUUGAUGAAAUCAAAGUUUCUAGUACCAUGGAGUAUGAUGUUUUAAAGGAUGAAGUUAUUGGUCCCCAUAAUCAAUUGCAAGUUGUUAUGGCUCGAGGGAUUGCAGGUCAAUGGAAACAACCAGUUUAUGCUGGAUUCGAUCAAAAAAUGACCAAAGAGAUCCUUUUUGACAUUGUUAAAAAGAUGGAUGAUAUUGGCUUUAAAACAGUUUGUGUUGUCAGUGACUGUGGUGGUGGAAAUGUCGGAUUGUGGAGGGCUCUUGAUAUUAACUAUGAAAAUCCUGUAUUUUCUUUGCCAACAGGAAGGGAAAUAGUGUACAUACCUGAUGGUCCUCAUAUUUUAAAACUUGUACGAAAUUGGUUAUUAGAUACAGGAUUUCUGGUAAAUAAUUCAGUUAUUAACAAAAAACCAUUAGAGGCGCUCAUUAAUAAGACUACAACAGAACUUAGUGUUUGUCAAAAACUUACACCAGAACAUGUAUCUUGUGAAGGUCCUCAAAGACAAAAAGUACGCUUGGCUACACAAUUGCUAUCUCAUACAACUGCUACAGCACUUAUACACUAUAAACCUAUAGAAGAUAUCAGAUUACUUGAAGACACUUCUAAUUUCAUUGAAUUGGUUAAUAAUUGGUUUGAUUUAAUUAAUGUGUCACAUCCUAAUAAUAAAACUACUCCCUUUAAAGCACCUUAUGGAUUUUUCUUAGAAGAACAAGAUGCAUUGCUUGACAAAAUGUAUAAAACAUUUUUAUCCAUGAGAUGUGUUGGAAAAUUUGGGCUCCUAAUAUUCCAAAAAGCUAUUUUGAUGCAUAUUAACGGCACAAAACUACUUUUCAAAAUUUUACAACAAUCUGGGUUCAAAUAUUUACUAACAAGUAAAAUUAACCAAGACGCCCUUGAAAACUUGUUUUCGCAACUACGAUCAACAGGUGGACUUAAUGAUCACCCUUCUCCUUUGAACGCCUUGUUCAGACUACGAAUGAUCAUUUUAGGAAAAAAUCCUGGUAUAGUGUCCAAACAAGCUAAUACCACUGACAAAAACAAUGAAGAGUUUAUAAUAGCAAAGUCAUUAAAACAAAUCGAUUUGAAAUUAGAUAUUGUAAAAGAAAAACAUGAAGACAUUGAAAGUAGUACAGAUACAAUAAGUGAAAGUAGUUUUUCAGAGAUUAUCAGCAAAGAUCAAAAUGAAAUGAGUAGAGAUGCAAUGGAAUAUUUGGCAGGCUGGGUUGCAAAAAAAUAUAAACUACAAUUUCCAGAAUUGGGUUCAACUACAACUCGGUAUAAUGCUGCUCAAAACGAAAAUGGUCAUGAUUACACUAUGCCGUCGUGGAUAAAUCAUUUAUCCUAUGAAUUGAAAGAUUAUUCAAAAAAGAUUAUCAAACAACAAAUUCCUAAGGGACCUAAAGUUGUUAAAAAUUUGUCAAAAAAAAUUAUUGAGAGAAUGGAAAUGGAAGAAAAGUAUAACCCUGUUGUUGAGACGUAUGUAAAACAAAGAGUACUUAUUCGUAUGAAAUAUUUAAAUCAGCAUACAAAUGUGUUAAAUAAAAAAAGAAAAGCAAAACUUCAGCUGCAUAGAUUACAAAAAUUAAAAAGACUGAUGACUUAA